Messenger RNA from Neoarius graeffei (lesser salmon catfish), 1427 nucleotides. It is a transcript of the gene nr0b2a, whose product is annotated as nuclear receptor subfamily 0, group B, member 2a. Gene Ontology annotation, biological process: negative regulation of transcription by RNA polymerase II; circadian rhythm. Lineage: Eukaryota; Metazoa; Chordata; Actinopteri; Siluriformes; Ariidae. Gene Ontology annotation, molecular function: transcription factor binding; transcription corepressor activity. The coding region runs from base 125 to 862 and encodes 245 amino acids. Gene Ontology annotation, cellular component: nucleus; cytoplasm. The transcript has 2 exons. The record is from RefSeq and is a predicted model, not a curated record.
CGUGCAACAGAGGCGUGUCGCGCCGCUCCCGAGCUGUAUAAAGAGCGCGGCCGCGCGCGCUGCGCAUGCAGUCUGUGUGUUCCCGUGAGGAUUUAAUUCACACCGAGUUUUACACACCGGAAACAUGGAGUGGGAGUGUCGGUGCUCGGAGAGGUCUCGUGCGCACGCCAUCCUGUUCACCCUCCUCACCGGGGCCGCGGGGGCCCCCGAGCCCAGCCGCUGCCACUGUGACACGCGCCGCACCGUGCGCCUCAAGUCGCGCGACACCUGCCUCGCGGCCGCGAGCGUCCUCGUGAAGACCGUGCGCUUCGUCGCGAGCCUCCCCGCGUUCCAGCAGCUUCCGGCGGAGGACCAGCUCGCGCUGCUGCACCACUGCUGGGCGCCGCUCUUCAUCCUGGGACUGGCGCAGGAGCGCGUGAGCUUCGAGGUGGAGCACGAGCCCGUGACGAGCAUGCUGAAGAAGAUCCUGCUGAACCGAGAGCACGAGCGCGGAGAGAACCGACAGCAACCGACACUCAGUGGAGUCCAGAACCUCAAAACCUGCCUCAGGAAGCUGUGGAAUCUCGACCUGAGUCCCAAAGAGUACGCUUACCUGAAGGGGACCAUGAUCUUUAAUCCUGAUGUGCCCGGCCUGCAGGUGGCGCCGUUCGUGGACGGUCUUCAGCGUGAGGCUCAGCGGGUUCUCAGGGAGGUUCUGUUUCUCCUGCACUCGGGUGAUGAAGGGACUUUUGGGCGUGUCCUCCUUGCUGUGUCCUCGCUGCAGAGCGUCACACCUGAACUCAUCACUGAACUCUUCUUCAGACCCAUCAUCGGCUCUGCCCACCUCGUCCACCUCAUCACUGACCUGCUGUUCAGCAGGUAGACACACCCUGAGCUGAGAGUGAGGAUCACCCGGAACAGAACAUUCGUGUAUGUGGACCUGAGAACAUCACUUUCCAAUAACAUCCUCUCCCACAGCAACUGGGUGCGCGCAUGCGUGUACACAGCUUCCUGUUUCUUGUACUGACCCCCUGGUGAAUCCCCAAACCCCUGUGUGACUCCGCCCUGAUGAGGUCAUACACACUGUUCUGUUUGCUAAACCUCACCACAUGGUUCUCUACACCAAGGACCCUGAUGUCAUUAGGAGGUGUUUUACUGAGACUUGACCUGGACCCAGUCCUCACAAGUACUUUUUUAAGGAUGACAUCAAGAGAGAUAACCGCACCUACUGCACCGGCCACACCCACUGCACCAUUGCAGCAGCAUGCUUCAGAAACUGGUGUUCAGUCACACUGAUGAAACAUCACAGCUUUAACGUGUGUGUGUGUGUGAGCGAGAGAGAGAGAGAUCUAAGAUUGAGGCUCCGCCCUGGUCUCUGUGAGACUGUUAUUCACUGAACAAAUUAGUGUUUUAAUGUCUUUGUAAGUUUGAUGCUGCAAUAAAAUCUA